AUGAAUUGUUUUAAUUGCUUAGAACCAUUUGGUACAAGAACAAAUAUACCUAAAAUACUUCCCUGCGGUCAUAAUGUUUGUGAUUUAUGUUUACAUACUUUAAGCUGUCGUCAACAAAUUUUGUUAUUAGACAAUAUUUCUUGUCCAUCAUGUAAUGUUAAAUUUGAUACAACAACAUUUUUAAAUGCACCAACAAAUCAUAGAAUAAUUAAGGUUAUUGAUGAAUCAUUAGUUACAGAAAGUAAUAUUACUGUAAUUCAUAUACCAGAUAAAAAGACAGCUGAAUCAUUUAAAAAAAAGAUAUAUGAUGGUAAACGUAUUAAAAGAAUAUCAUCUAAAAAUCAAUUUAAAAAACCAAUAUAUGAAAAAAAAUAUAUUUGUAAUGAUUGUAAUAAGAAACUUUCUGUAAAAGAUAUUGAAAAAAAAUGUAGAUAUUGUUCAAUAUGUUAUGAAUAUAGUUCAAAACUUCAUAUAAGUUGUUUAGAAUGUUGUGUCAAUUCACAUAAUGGUCAUCCAUUAUUAUCAUUAUCAAAAUUAAGAGAAAGUGACAAAAGACUAUGGGAAGAUAUUAAAGAUUACUCAAACAGAAUAUCUGAUGCUUCUAUAACAUUUGACAUUAUUUAUGAAAAAAUUGAAAAAAAUUUAAUUAAUAAAACAUUAAAAAUUGAAAAAUUAAAAGAAAUUAAAUGUAGUAUAAUGAAUGAAAUUAAUCGUAAAAAUUUAAAAGCAUUAAUUUCUGUUGAAAAAAGUAUCAAAUAUACUACAAAAUUACCUCAUUCUCCUGGUUUUAUAAAUAAUCUUAAAAAAAUUCAAUUAACUGGUUAUUUAGAAAUAUAUAAACUUAUUGGAACAUGUCAAAAAAUUUUAGAAUCAUCAUUUGUUAAAAAUAAUGAUCCAAAAAUAGAUAUUAGUAGUUAUUCAGAUUUAAAUAACACUAAAUCAUCUAAUGAUUUUACAUUUAAUUCAUAUGAUUUUAUUGAAACACUUUUAAAACUUAAUACAGAAAUUCAAUUUACAUUCAUUUUUGAUGCUAUCAAAUCAGUUAUACAAAGAAUUGAAAAUAUUUAUGAUAAUCCAAGUAAUCAAAUAAGAAGUUUGUUAGCUUGCGUAACUCCACUUAAUCAACUGAUUAAUAAAAAUAUGUCAGAAACGAGCCUUCUAAUGUUACAAUGUAUUUAUAGUGAAUGUUUUAAAAGACUUAUUAAUAUGUGGAAAAAAGAAUAUGUUAUAAAUAUUAAAGAAACCGAUAUAUGGAAAUGUAUACAAACCAGCUUUAUCGAACUUUUAAAAGUUGGAUGUGAGAUUUGGACAAAUGAAGAUAUUAAUAGGAUGAUCCUUAUACAAGAUUUGUCUUAUCUAUGUAAAUUAUUUCCUGAAACUUCUGAUUCAUCAAUUAUUACACAUUGUCUUAUCGAACAAACAAGAUUUAUUUCAGCAACAUCAAAUAUCAUAUCUAAAAAUGAAAAUGAAAAUAUCAAUUUUACUUUAGAGAAGAGUAAAGAUAAUUAUAAAGAAUUAGUUAAUUUACAUAUUAAUAUAAUUGAUGACCAAUUAAGUGUAUGCCGAAAUAAACAAAAUUUAAAAGAAUUAAGAUUAUCAGCAAAAAAUUCACCAAUAUCAUAUCCUGUUAAAAAAAAUUUUUUUAAAGAUAAAUUGGGAAAAUUAUUUAAAAGAAAUACAAAAUUUGUUACUAUUAAAGGAUAA
Molecule: messenger RNA, 1704 nt
Organism: Strongyloides ratti
Lineage: Eukaryota; Metazoa; Nematoda; Chromadorea; Rhabditida; Strongyloididae
Product: Zinc finger, RING-type domain and Zinc finger, RING/FYVE/PHD-type domain-containing protein
Exons: 3
Coding region: 1-1704 (567 amino acids)
Source: RefSeq, a predicted model, not a curated record